UUUUUUUCUUAUCGUAAAAAAAAAAAAACCUUCUCUUUUAUUUUAAUUUUAUUUUAUUUUAUAUUUUAUUUUAUUUGGUUUAGUUUAUUUUCUAUUUUUUAUUUUUUUCUAAAAUAUAUACAUUGUAUACGCAGUAUUAAAAUAUAUUUACAUUAUAACGUUAAAAAAUAUGAAUAAUAGUAUUAUUGCAGUCGAUAUCUUACCGGAUGAUGAUGGAAAGGUUAUGAUGUAUGGAGCACCUAAUAAAGAUACUACAUAUUUAGUUUCUGGUAAACUACGUAUUAUAUUAUCAAAACCAUUAAAAACAAAAUUAAUUUCAAUCAAAUUAAAAGGAAAGUCCGAAUAUUCAGAUUGGGAAAAUCAAUAUUCAUGUAUUUAUUUACUAAAAUUGGAAAAAGUUUUACGUGAAAAAACAACUUUACCAAGUGGAGUAACAGAUUUAGAUUUUGAAUUUCAAGUUAAUGGGAAUAUACCACAAAGUUAUGUCACAUCCUUUGGUCUUAUAAGAUAUAAUUUGGUAGCUACUGUACAACCAAGUUCUUUAUUAUUAAAACAAGGUAGAGCUGAAAAAUCCAUUAAUAUUUCAAGACAUUAUUUACCUUGUAGAAGAGAACUUUUACCUGCUCCUCCUACUAAAGUUUAUCGUGGUCAAAGAAAAAAUAUUUUAAAAUAUGAAUUAGAUAUUCCAACUGUUAUUUGUAUAAAUGAAACUUCUUUAUUAAUUAGAUUAAGAUUAUUUCCUCUUUGUAAUCAAGGAAGAGUUAAAAAAGUUGCUUUUGAUUUGAUACAAUCUGAAAAAUAUAGGUGAGUAUUUUAUUUACCCUACAUUUUUUUUUUUUUUUUUUU
Molecule: messenger RNA, 846 nt
Organism: Rhizophagus irregularis DAOM 181602=DAOM 197198
Lineage: Eukaryota; Fungi; Glomeromycota; Glomeromycetes; Glomerales; Glomeraceae
Source: RefSeq, a predicted model, not a curated record